AUGAACCGAGAAGACCAGGCGUCCCCGCCCGGGGUCGGGCUCGCGGAUCCUGAGGAUUCGCAGUUACUGGCCAAAAUGGGGUAUAAGCAGGAACUCAAACGACAGUAUUCCACCGUGCAGGUGUUUGCGAUCGCGUUUAGUAUUAUGGGGCUCGUCCCGAGUAUCGCAUCAACUCUUGCAUUUUCCCUGCCUGCUGGCCCGGUUGGGAUGGGGUGGUUCGCGGCUAGUAUCUUCAUUUUUAUUGUCGGGUUGGCGAUGUCUGAUCUUGCCUCAGCGAUGCCUACGGCUGGUGGUUUAUACUGGUGGACGCAUUAUUUCGCCGACGAGAGAUACAAGAAGCCUCUCAGUUUCCUCAUCGGAUACAGCAACACGCUCGGGCUGAUCGGUGGUAUCUGUUCUGUGGACUAUACACUCUCCCUAAUGAUCCUAUCAUGCGUCUCCAUCUCCCGUGACUCAGACUGGUCCGCUUCGCGGGGAGUCAUUUACGCCGUAUACGUCGGGGUGAUUCUCCUUCACGGACUUUCCGGCGCGUUAACGGGUCGCCUUAUGCCGAAGAUCCAAACUGCUUGUAUCUACAUCAACAUCGCCAUGGUAAUCGCCACUGUAGUCGCGUUGCCGGUUGGGAAGGCAACGCGAGGCGAGUCGCUGAACUCGGGGAGCUAUGUUUUCAGCCACCUGGAUAAUGAAACGGAAUGGCCAUCCGGCUGGGUAUUUAUGCUUGCGUGGCUUUCCCCAAUUUGGUCUAUUGGGUCGUUUGACUCUUGCGUGCACAUGAGUGAGGAGGCCAUGCAUGCUGCAAAAGCAGUACCGCUGGGGAUUAUGUUCUCUGCCGGGUCGGCGUGUGUGCUUGGGUUCUUGGUGCUGGCUGUUAUUGCUGCCACGAUGAAUCCCAAUGUGUCGGCGACUAUUGGGAGUACAUUUGGGCAGCCAAUGGCUCAGAUCUAUUACGAUGCGUUAGGCAAGAACGGCGCCCUCGGCUUCAUGACUGUCCUUUGCAUUAUCCAAUUUCUUAUUGGCCUCAGCCUGAUCGUCGCCGCCUCUCGUCAAUCAUGGGCGUUCUCUCGCGACGGGGCCCUCCCAUUCUCCACCUUCUUCCGUCACGUCAGCAACAGAAUACAAUUCCAGCCCGUGCGCAUGAUAUGUGGUUUGGUGGUAAUUUCCAUCGUACUUGGCCUUCUAUGUCUAAUCAACAGUGCCGCCGCGACUGCCCUAUUCUCGCUAUUUGUCGCGAGCAACUACUUAUCCUGGGGUAUGCCGAUCUUCUGUCGUCUGGUCUGGGGCCAGGAGAGAUUCAUUCCUGGGGAGUUCUAUACCGGCCGGUUUAGCAAGGCUAUCGGAUGCGUUGCUGUUGUCUACUUGGCUUUCGGCGUUGUGUUGUCCAUGUUCCCAACUACAGGGCCGAACCCUUCUGCCUCGGACAUAAACUAUACUAUCGUGAUUAAUGGGUUUGUGUGGGUCGGAUGUAUGAGCUACUACUUCCUCUUCGCGCGGCGAUGGUAUACGGGUCCGCGCAUGACGGUUGAUGAGGCUAGAGUUGCUGAUUCAGACACCAUUGCUUACAAAACUGAGUCUUCUGCAGGGAUCACUACUGCCAGUGGUAAGGAAGAGUAA
Penicillium cinerascens is the source of this 1611-nucleotide messenger RNA. Its product is annotated as putative GABA permease (Uga4). Gene Ontology annotation, cellular component: membrane. The coding region runs from base 1 to 1611 and encodes 536 amino acids. Gene Ontology annotation, molecular function: transmembrane transporter activity. The transcript has 8 exons. Gene Ontology annotation, biological process: transmembrane transport. Lineage: Eukaryota; Fungi; Ascomycota; Eurotiomycetes; Eurotiales; Aspergillaceae. The record is from RefSeq and is a predicted model, not a curated record.